AUUGUCAGUAAACUGGACGGAAUGGGUUUCCCUGUAGUUGCUGGUUGUCUAACAAAGGCUGGUAGCGAGUCUCUCGGCAAAUCCUGCUCGAGUCGGCUGAAGACACUGACUGUUGACGUCACAGACAGUGACAGCAUCCGAGCAGCUUACGAAGCUGUGAAGAAGGCCCUCCCUGAUGACACAUGUAAGAUAUGAGUGUGUGGGGAAAUUGUGAUAAAGAUUGGUGUGAUUUAAUAUGAUACAAUUUCAUAAUUUAUCUAGUAAUGUGAGCAAUGGGGAGAAUGCCAAAUGAUAGAGGAGUGAAGAGGACGCAUCACCAAAACCCAAGAGGAAAACGGCUGAAAAGCAGAUGGAUGGAUAAUAUCGAAAAAGACCAACAGAUACUGGGAAUCCAAGCAUGGAAAAGAAAAUCGGUAGCUAGAUCUGAGUGGAAAGAAGUAGUGAGGUGGGCCAAAGCCCUACAUUGGCUGUAGCGCCACACGGAUGGAUGGUGUGAGAAAUGAGAACAAGCGCUGAGUGGCACACACACAUGGUUAGUUGUUCUUGCAACUAAAACAAGUAAAAAAAAAAAACUGUUCUUGAAUAUCUCUUUCAAAGCAGAUGAAAAUUUUAAAAGUAGCCCUCAUUAACUCUAAAUUUAUUGCAAUGAAAUUCGUUAUAUUUAAAAGAAAAAAAAACAAAAAAACUAAGCUUGACUUUCUUAAUGUGGUAAAAGGGGAAGCAGUUGUAUUUUCUGAAAAUGCAACGCUUUUUUUUCAGGGUUCUGUGUGAAUUUUAGACACAUAAAAUAUUUCAUUGUGACUGAGAAAUUAAGAGAAAAUAACAAUAUCGAGUAUUCAAAACCUAGAAGUUAAUUGUAAUUAUCCCUGGUUUGAGUAUCGUAUUAUUUGUUCUUGUAGUGUCAUUUGGUAUCGUCUUUUGUUGUGUACUGUUUUAGAACGAGCCCUACACUGAAAUAAGAGAUUAAUUUCUCCAUAAUGUAACAGUACGUAACAUUGGCGCAAAUAAAGAAUGUGAUGCUACCGCUAAGUUUUUCCCAUCUUUGCAUACAAAAUUUUUUUUUCCAUGAAAAACUAAAAUUGUGUAAUAGAGGGUUAAUAAAUUUUAUUAUGUUAAUUGUAAUGAAUUACAAAACCAAAAAGUAAACAAAAAAAAUGAAAUUAUUGACUCACAGAGUAGUGUUAGGUUUGUACCGGUACAAUGUUGAAGAAAACACAAUGUGCAAAAAAAGGGGGCAAUGGUGAAAAGAAAUCUACAAAAACACCUUAAAUAAAUCCCUCGUCUCGUAGCAAAGAUAGCAUACGCUUCCAAUAGCUUUCGUGUUAAAUGAUAGCCCAAAAAUCUCUUAUUGGUCUCCUUUUAUAGAGUGUUUUAAUUAUCUUUCUAGAACGGUCUUCUACAUUUUUUCCUUUCCCGUCUUCUCCAACUUUUUCUACGGAAUUCUAAGGAUACAGACUUUGUAUUUUAUUUAGUUCUAAACAAUGUCAAGAGCGACUAUUUUUGGCUAGCCACACCCUAAAUGUAGUUCCGAGCUUUGUGUCAGCUAGAGUUCAUUCACGGGGAAAGAUGCCGUAAACACGUAGUCUACAUAACAGCGCAUGUCAGCUAAAUUAUACCGAGAAAAGUAGGAAGUUGGCAGUCAAUAAUUUAUAGUGCCCAUGUAAAAAUUUAAUUAGGCCCGAGAAAAUUUAAACUUCGACAUAAACCUCAUUCUCCCCGCCCCCACCCACCCAUUUUAAAAAAAACAACAACAACAAACAAACAGGGGCAGUGCUUUCUGAAUAAAAUUAAUGAUUUACAUUAAAAAUUAACUUUUGUUAGAAAUUGAUUAAAUCAUGUGAUCGAGUGUAUGGAUAGUAAUUGGAUAAAAUUGGUCGGGAACAAAAAUUGUGCUUUGAACAACUGCUGAGGAUUUCGGAGUGAAUCAUUAAGAAAAGAAAACAGCCUUUGUUAUUCAAGAAAAAAAAAAACACACAAAAUUAAAAAAAGAUAUACAUGGAAAUUAUAUUCCUAUAAAUCCAAUUCACGUUAUAAAAAUGAAAAUAAUGAAAGAAUGUCAGUCUUGGUCGUCUGUUUUUUUUAAAAAAGAUAAUAUUGAAAGAAUAUCUGUCUUGGUCAUCCGUUUUAAGUAUGAACUUUCAUUUCUCCAACAUCAAUCAUUGCUAUGAAUGUAUGAUUUUGAAACAAACUAUUUAACUCGUCGCAUCUGUCUCAAGGUCUGUGGGCUGUUGUGAACAAUGCCGGAGUAACGGGGCGACUGACCGUGUCCGAGAUGUGCACCAAGAAAGAUUUCAUCGACGCGUGCAACGUCAACCUGUUCGGCCCGAUAGAAGUAGCCAGGACUUUCAUGCCCCUCCUGAGAAAGUCUAAAGGCAGAGUGGUCAAUAUGGUCAGCGUGAUGGGCCGGUGUCCAGCGGUGAGCAGUCCGUACUCCGUCUCCAAGUUCGGCUUGGAGGCGUACUCCGACGUCCUGCGCAGAGAGGUGUCCAGAUUUGGUGUCAAGGUCAUCGUUAUAGAACCCGGAUUUUUCAAGACCACCAUAUUCAACCGAGAAGCGCUGCAAGCCAGCACGAGAAAGACGUUCGAGCAGUCCAGCAGUGAGGUCCAGGCGGCCUACGGCCAUGACUAUGUCGAAAAGAUGUCAUCACUUCUCGACGGAGUAAUGGACUCGUUGUCCCCACACACGUACAAGGUUGUCAAUGCUUAUGUCGACGCGAUAACCGCAAAGUAUCCUAGGGCCAGGUACCUGGUAGGCUAUGAUGCCAAGUUCCUGUUUGUUCCUAUUUAUCAUUUGCCAGAGUGGCUGAUGGAUUGGCUAAUUGAAUUUAAAUCCAGGAAACUAAUCCAGAAAACUACUUCAUAAAACUAAUCCAGAAAACGCAAUGAAAAAGAAAACACAUGAAAAUAACUUACACAACUAAUCUAAUGUCAAAUCGACCACGUCUAUUGUAACAUUGACCUUGUCUAUUAAUAACACCGACCGUGUCAAAUGUAACACCGACCACUUCUAUUGUAACAUUGACCUUGUGUAAUAUGAUACCAACCGUGUCUAUAGUAACACCGACCUUGCCUAUUCGCGAAUCAGGGAAAUGCUACUUUUCUCAAAUGGACCUUGAUCAAAGAUUAUGUCCAAUGAACAGCAAUCAAAGGAUAACGUAAUAAAAGAGGAAUGUCGUCAGCAUUAUUUGAUCGCUAAAUUAUCUUCCCGGCAUCUUCAUUCCGUAGUUCUCUACUAUGCACACAUCGUUCUAUAAUGUACAUUUUGAUCUAUAACAAAGCAAUUCUAGAUGUACACGUGAUUCCAAUCCACACCUCGUUCUAUAAUAAAUCAUUGAAACAUGUACGUCUGAUUCCAAUGCUGACAUCGUUCUAUGAUAAAUCAUUGCGAGAUGUAUACAUUAUUCCAACGCAAACACUGCAUAUCAUGUAAAGAUUAUAACGAUUAUAUUCAGUAACAUGUUUCUGUGUUCUUGCUAUGAUCAAAACUGUAACUCAAACUUGAGUUCACCUGUUAAAAAAGAAAACUAUUUAAAAAAUCAUAGUUUUCUUUGUAUUUUUUUCUCUUACUUUGAGGAUGGACGGACUUGUAAUUAGAGGAUGGAUAUUGACUUGUAAUAAAAGGAGAGUAAUUGACUUGUAAUUAGAGGAUGGAUAUUGACUUGUAAUAAGAGGAUGGUAAUUGACUUGUAAUUAGAGGAUGGAUAUUGACUUGUAAUAAAAGGAGAGUAAUUGACUUGUAAUUA
This is a messenger RNA of Lymnaea stagnalis (great pond snail), 3743 nucleotides long. The record is from the annotation of a GenBank genome assembly. NCBI's taxonomy places the organism in Eukaryota, Metazoa, Mollusca, Gastropoda, Lymnaeidae.